Molecule: messenger RNA, 1943 nt
Organism: Effrenium voratum
Lineage: Eukaryota; Dinophyceae; Suessiales; Symbiodiniaceae
Source: the annotation of a GenBank genome assembly
GAGGCACCUGCAGCGCCCCUUGGCAGAUCAACGGAAACCCCCGUGGACGCGAGACCGCGCCCAGUCGGCUCAUGGCGAUGCCACCGCCGGAGGUGGGCGGCGGCAAGGUCGCGGUGCCGUCCUUGUCCACCCUGCUGGACCUGCGCCUGCCAGUGGUGGAGCUGGAGGCUGAUCGGCUCCAUGCGGCCGUGUCGUGGCUCUACAAGACCGUGCAGAAGUUGCAGCAGCAGAGCGCGGAGACCGACGGCUCGGUGAAGCGCCUCCAGGAGCAGCUGGAGUCCGCGGAGCGCGCCGCUGAGCGCGCCGUGGCCAGCCCGGUGAAGCCGGGCGCUGACGGGUCUCAGGAGCUCAUAGAGCAGCGUCUCCAACAGAUGGAGCAGCGCCGCUUGGGCGACCACGCCCUGCUGGAGACACGGCUGGAGGUGCUGCGCAGACAGAUGGAUGCAAGGCCAAGCACCGCGGACAUGCAGGCGGCGCAGGACCGGAGCGCCCGGUGCCUGCAAGAAGCGGCGCAGAGCAGCCGAGAGGAGCUGGCGGCUUUGGGGCGGAUGCUGCAGGCGGAUUUGUCUGCUCAGCAGCUGCAGCUGCAGGAGGACUUGCACGCGCUUCGCUGCCAGGUGGCCCAGCUGGCGCAGACGGAGCAGCCUGAGCGCCCCCAGGCAACCGUCACUGCUGGCUACCAGGAGCUGCCCCGGCAGAGAGAGCCAGAGGUCACGGAGCCGGUGCCAGAGAGGCAUUCCGGUUUGGCGGACAUGCACUUGGCCUUGGCGUCGAGGGUAGAGAUCCUGGAGCAGUCCAUGAAGAACCGAGCGCCGAGUCUGAGCCCCACUCCAACGACUCCAACAAUGCCUAUGCCUCCAUCUCCCAAAGGCCAGGAGACGGAUGGCAUCAUGCAGCGGUUCACGGACCUGGACAAGGUGCACCUAUCGACCCUGCAGCGGAUCGGCGAGGUUGAAAACCGCAUGGCGCGCCUGGAGGUGAGCAUACCUACCGUGCGGCCACAAAAGCAGGUCCAGACUUCUGCCUGGGAGGCGCCCGUGAACCAGCUGCAGACGAGCCAUGCUUCUCUUGCGGAGGAUUUGCAAGCCUCAGUCUCCCAAGUCUCCACCUUGCGCAGCAGCCUUUCAACUCUGCUCCGGUACAUCUCCGGCGAGCAACCAGAGGAGGACGCGACUGCUGUCCCCAACAAGCUGGAGUGGCUGGAACGGCGCAUCAGCCAGCUGGUGGCCAACAGAAAGGGCCUCACCUUGGAGGGACGGCUGCAGCAGCUGGAAGCCAUGGGCAGCCCGGAGAUCGCAAACCGGGUCCACCGUUUGGAGACGGUUCUGGGGAAGCUGGACGUGGACGCUGUGAGGGAGGUUCCGCCGCAGCUGACCAUUGUGAAAGAGGACCAGGAGACUUUCAAGCAGGACCUGCGCCGUGAGGUGCAGGAGCUCAAGGUCUUGGUGGGCUGCAUGGAGGCCUGCGUGCCCAAGGAGACCCGGAAGGCGAUUCAGCUCUUCAAGCGUGGCGCCGGCAUGCCGGACGAGGAGCUAAUCAGCCCUGAGAGUCUCAAGCUGCAGACGGACGUCAUCUCCUGGCGGGAGGAGUUGCAGCAGCAGCUUACGGAGUCCGAGACAAAUGCGGCGCAGCGCUGGGAUGGGCUCAACGCUCAGCUUGUCGAGCUGGAGAUGAAGCAGGAAAAGGUGGAGCUGCUUCUGAAGCGGAAGCCCACGCCCGAGGGCGAUGCCGGCUUUGUGGCGCCACAGGGGUGGACCAAAGGCGAGUGAUGCGCAUGUCGCGGCCCGACAGGACAGCUCCCGGGGUGAGCCGACAUGCCGCCUGGGUGUGGUACACCUAGGGUGCUCAGAUGUUCGUGUCGCGGGGCCCCUGGAAGACGGGGUCCCUCCAAUGGGCCAGGUGUCACCCCAGUGCUUCUUGAUCCAAGAUGGGUUCAUGGUUCU